CAGUAGUAGUUGGUGGACCACGGCGUGGGAAAAUUUUGGAUGGGAUGUAUGCCCUUGAAUUGGUUUGAGGUCACGGCGGUGUUGUUUAAUGGGUUGUUAAUGGGUUUUUAAUGGGUUUGUGUUUUGUUUGAGGUGGCCGCCUUGGCGCCGCCGCCGCUGCGCUAUGUGUACUUGUGGAAUUUAAAUUUAAAAAAUGCAUUGCCGCAGCGGAGAUUUGAACCGGGAACCUAUGGCGUGUCGGGUGUGUGACACUUCCACUAGGCUAUCGAGGUAAUUGUAGUUUGAUGCGCGAAAGUAUCUUUUAUGCGUACAAAAAAGUUAUUUAUAGAAUCUUUUGGUAUGUUUGCCUCCGCAUCAUGCUGCAGCGAUGAAUAUUUUUUGAAUUGAAUUUUAAUCCUAUCUUAGCCUACAUUGACAUUUCUUGAUAUCUUAUCUGUACUGCAUCGUUGGUGGGUGUCUGGAUGCUCACACGUAUGGUGGAUGUGCUGACGUAUAUGCGUACAAAAAAGUUAUUUAUAGAAUCUUUUGGUAUGCUUGCCGAGUAGUUGCUGGUUGUGAAAAAUGUAUUUGUGUGUGGUUUCUAAAGAAGAAAUUUUGGUUACAUAUUUGAUUUAAAGGGGAUAUUGAUGCAUUGAGAAAAAAGAAGAACAUUUGGAUUGUAUGUAGCUCGAUAUGGGAGAAUUAAAAAAUACAUUGCCGCAGCGGAGAUUUGAACCGGGAACCUAUGGCGUGUCGGGUGUGUGACACUUCCACUAGGCUAUCGAGGUAAUUGUAGUUUGAUGCGCGAAAGUAUCUUUUAUGCGUACAAAAAAGUUAUUUAUAGAAUCUUUUGGUAUGUUUGCCUCCGCCUCAUGCUGCAGCGAUGAAUAUUUUUUGAAUUGAAUUUUAAUCCUAUCUUAGCCUACAUUGACAUUUCUUGAUAUCUUAUCUGUACUGCAUCGUUGGUGGGUGUCUGGAUGCUCACACGUAUGGUGGAUGUGCUGACGUAUAUGCGUACAAAAAAGUUAUUUAUAGAAUCUUUUGGUAUGUUUGCCGAGUAGUUGCUGGUUGUGAAAAAUGUAUUUGUGUGUGGUUUCUAAAGAAGAAAUUUUGGUUACAUAUUUGAUUUAAAGGGGAUAUUGAUGCAUUGAGAAAAAAGAAGAACAUUUGGAUUGUAUGUAGCUCGAUAUGGGAGAAUUAAAAAAUACAUUGCCGCGGCGGAGAUUUGAACCGGGGAACCUAUGGCGUGUCGGGUGUGUGACACUUGCACUAGGCUAUCAGGGUAGUUGUAGUUUGAUGCGUGUAUAGCAUAUUCAUGCUUACAAAACAAAGUUAUUUAUAGAAUCUUUUGGUAUUUUUGGCGAGUAGUUGCUGGUUGAGUUAUUUAUAGAAUCGUUUUGGUAUGUUUGCCGAGUAGUUGCUGGUUGUGAAAAAUGUAUUUGUGUGUGGUUUCUAAAAAAGAAAUUUGGUUACAUAUUUGAUUUAAAGGGGAUAUUGAUGCAUUGAGAAAAAAGAAGAACAUUUGGAUUGUAUGUAGCUUGAUAUUGGAGUGUAAAUUAAAGGGCGAAGCAGCAGACGCAUCGGAAUAUGAUCAAUUGAAAAAUGCAUUUGUGCCGCCGUCGCCGCGUGCUGCAGCGAUGAAUAUCUUUUUAAUUGAAUCUUAAUCCUAUCAUAGCCUACAUUGACAUUUUUUGAUUUCUUAUCUGUAAUGCAUCGUUGGUGGCGGUCUGGAUACUCCCACGUAUGGUGGAUGUGCUGACGUAUAGAAAUUGGUUAUGUGCUAACUGUUUGUGUUCUUUUAAAACUGUUUAUCAAUAUGGAUUGGAUUGGAUAUCAAUGUGUGAUGAGGAUGACUGCUGGAUGUUUACUUUUGAUUUUAAUGAAAUUGUUUGUUAACUCUUCCCUCCUUAAAAUGUGAACGUCUAAUUGAAUCAUAAUCCUAUCUUAGCCUACAUUGACAUUUUUUUUGAUUUCUUAUCUGUACUGCAUCGUUGGUGGCGGUCUGGAUACUCCCACGUAUGGUGGAUGUGCUGACGUAUAGUAAUUGGUUAUGUGCUAACUGUUUGUGUUCUUUUUAAAACUGUUUAUCAAUAUGAACUGGAUAUCAAUAUGUGAUGAGGAUGACUGUUGGAUGUUUACUUUUUGAUUUUAAUUAAAUUGUUUCUUAACUUAUAUUUUGAUUAUGAGUACUCUUGAAUAUGUCACAGUGACCAAGAAUCGUUCUGUUUUGGAUUAUAUGUUUGAAAUCUUGGACUCGCCUGUAGGAUCACAAACCAUAAACAAAUUAUAUUGGUUUUCUAAGAUUAGAGUGGGGAUGACAAAGAAAUUUUGAGGAAAGGAACUUAGUAUAAAGAGUAGAGCAUUUUCAAAGUAAAAAAUUAUUCUUUUGAAUACGUUCAAGUGCAACACUUCAUUUUUUGAAUUUAUAAAGUCAUUUAAAAAAAUGUCAGGAUUUUUAAGUAAACUCAAGUCUAAGGUGUCGACCAUUAAACCUAAAAAGGUCUUAGCCCCAAAGAGGAAAAUCUAUAAAAGGCUGGUCCAGCUGGAGCUGAGGAAGAAGUAUAACAUCGUUCGGGCCUUUAGGCGGGAAUCGGAAUAUGGCCCCUCCAUCAUGCUGGAGUUGGAGGACUUUGAGGUUUACCUCCCAAAAAGGUGUAACAGCCAAAUGGAUGAUGGUGACAUAGAGGGGUUGGCUAAUUUAGCCUUUGAAGUUGUGGCCCCAUAUGGCCACAACUCAUUCCAUAUAGAUUUCCACGAGAAGGAAAAUAAGAAGCAAGAGCCAUCAAAGGAACAAGAACGACAACAACCCUCAACAACCCCCGAAAAUCAGCAAAUUAAAGAGCUACAACAACAACAGCAAGAAGCCAUAGCAGCCACGACACCCCCUAUUGAGGAACAAGAACAGCCACAAAUGUUCUCUUCUGAAGAGAAAAUCGAAAUUGUGAGUGAUAUCACAUCCACAAAUAAGAGGUUCAAUUUAAAGGGACGAAAAAUUGAAUUCAAGAUCCGCUCGAUACCCAAAAAUGAAGAACCAACUUCAUGGGUAAAGGAGGCAGUGAACGAGAUGUUGAAGAUUGCUACAAGUGAUCUAGCCCCCACAGAUAAAAUAGGGGUAACUUUUUGUGGGGAUAAUUUCUCAAGCGAGCGAGGCAGUGGCUGGAUUAAUUUCCGGGAUUGUGGAGAUUUGUCGUUCAACGAUGUAUGGACCAUGAUAGCGAGUAUAUUUCAAAGCAACUCUGAAGGGGUAAACACGGACCAAUUUUGUUUGGCAGUUACGGCUGUUAAAAUGCCCAGAGGCAAAGGAUCAAUUAAGCCCUCCUCUAUGUAUAACACAUUUGACGAAGAAUGUGCUAAACGUAAGGGGAUCUUACGUAUUGAGAAUAAGGACAACUUAUGUUUGCCAAGAGCAUUGAUAGUGGCCAUGGCAUAUGUUGAUAAAGAAAUCAACAUUCAAAAGCUAAGAAAGGAUGUUAGGAACGUCCAAACAGAAAGAGCUUUGAGACUCAUUACACAAAUUCAAAUAAGUAUACCAGAGGAUGGUUGCGGGAUUCCUGAACUGAAAAUAUUCCAAGAUCACCUAAAAGGCUACAAAAUCACUGUGUACGAGUAUGACACCAAGGGCAGAAAAAUAAUAUUUGAAGGUGUCUCUACCGCUAAUGGUUGUCUCGAAGAAAAAAAGAUUAAUUUGCUAUAUCACAGGAACCAUUAUUGUGUUAUAACAUCGUUGACGUCAGCAUUUUGCUGUAGUUACUACUGUGAAAUAUGUCAUGUGCCGUAUAACACGAAAAAUCAUCAUAGAUGUGUACGUUCCUGCCCCCAAUGUAAAAACGAAACUGCUUGCGUUAAAACAUCCUCUGAGAUUUUAUGUGAUAAUUGCUAUCGAAGCUUCAGAGGAAAGCAGUGUUUCGAUAACCACAAAGCAGGUGGAUCUACGAGUAACAUUUCUAUUUGUGAGCAGAUUAAAAGAUGUUCUUUAUGCUUAAAAACAUACGCAUCAAAUCGAGAACAUUAUUGUGAUGAAUACUUCUGCAAACAAUGUGACAAGCAUGUGCCAGGGGAUCAUCAUUGCUAUAUUCAACCAGACAAAAGAACACUUUGUUCUAAAAACUGUCUAUACAUAUUCUACGACUUGGAAAGUCGGCAAGAAAAAGAAAUUAAUAGUAGAGCUAAACUACACGAGCCCAACUUAUGUAUAUUCAAACAGAAAUGUGAUCAAUGUAUAGAUAUACCAAAUCUAUUUUUCUGCCAGAAAUGUAAGCAUUCACUACACAUAAUACGUGAACAAGAAGAAAAAGAAGGAUAUGUAAUAGAAAAGUUUUUGGAAUAUAUUCUGAAUGUCAGAAAAAAUUACAAACAGGUGAUUGUGAUAGCACACAAUGGCCAGGCUUAUGAUCAUCAAUUUAUUUUAAAUUAUGUACUGCAAAAAACAAGCCUUAAUCCCGAAUUACUUAUGCGUGGAACUAAAAUAAUUUUAAUGGAGAUUGGUAAUGUCAAAUUUCUGGACUCAUUAAAUUAUUUCCCAAUGGCUCUAUCAAAAUUACCCAAAGCAUUCAAUCUGCCAUCAGAAUUAAAAAAAGGUUAUUUUCCUCAUUUAUUCAACAUGAAAAUAAAUGAAAAAUAUACAGGGAAACUACCGGCUAUUGAAUUUUAUAGUCCGGAUACAAUGAGAGUAGAGGAACGAAAUAAUUUUUUGAAAUGGCAUUCAGAGCAUGCAAAUGAUUAUUUUGUAAUGCAGCAUGAGCUUGAAGAAUACUGCAAGAGCGAUGUGGAGAUAUUGACCGAGGCAUGUUUAGCAUUUAGAAAAUUAUUUCUAAUGCAAAAUAAUGUUGAACCAUUUUUGGAAGCAGUAACGAUAGCCUCCGCUUGUAACCUUGUUUUCAGGCGUAAUUUUCUUCUUCCUAACACAAUUGGCUUAAUACCGAGAAACGGUUACAGAUGUAUGGAUAAUCAAUCUGUAGAAGCAAUUAAGUGGAUGAUUUGCGAGGAGAAAAAGAGAAAUAUAACCAUACAACAUGCGUACAAAGGAAGAGAAGCUGUUGUUAAUGGCGUAAAGGUUGAUGGCUAUUGCACAGAAACAAGGCAGAUUUUUGAAUACCAUGGCUGCUAUUAUCACGGUCAUCCUCUCUGUUUAAAACACAAUCGUGAUAAACCACUUCAUGAAGACUCGAGUGAUACUCUCAAUCGGAGGUAUGAAAAAACCGAAUCAAAAAUUAAAAGAUUAAAAACAUACAAUUUUGAAGUUAUUGAAAUGUGGGGUUGUGAUUUUCAAAAUUAUUUAAAGACUAUGAGUAAGGAAGAUUUGCAGUGUUUAAAUACACAUCCACUUAUACAAAGUUCCCCGCUCAAUCCUCGUGAUGCUUUCUUUGGAGGUCGAACAGGGAAUACAUACAAUUAUUACAAAUGUAAAGAAGGCGAAAAAAUUCAAUACAUAGAUGUAUGCUCCCUAUAUCCAUGGGUAUGCAAAAACGGGAAAUUCCCCAUUGGACAUCCUAAAGUUCAUACUCAUUGUUCUGGCUUAAAACUAGAAGGUAUGAAUGGACUUGUAAAAUGCAAAAUUAUACCACCUGAGAAUCUACUUCAUCCUGUCCUCCCAAUGAAACAAAACAAUAGACUCAUGUUUUCAUUGUGUAGAAGUUGCAGCAGUGAAAAAAAUCAAGAACAAUGUUGUUAUCAUUCCGAGGAGGAAAGGGCCCUACUAGGAACAUGGGUAAUUGACGAAGUUUUGAAAGCAAUUGAAAAAGGCUAUAAAUUGAUUGAUGUUUAUGAAAUUUGGGAAUAUAAUGUAACCCAAUAUGAUCCAGACACAAAUUCUGAAGGAUUAUUCACACCAAUGAUGAACAAGUUUUUGAAGUUGAAACAGGAAGCAUCGGGAUGGCCUGUUAAGUGCUCAUCUUCUUUAGAAAAAGAGAAUUACUUAAAAGAAUUUUUUGAAAAAGAAAAUAUAGAGUUGGAAGAAUCAGAAAUUUGUGAUAAUCCUGGUAAAAGAUCUUUGGCAAAAUUGAUUCUGAAUUCAUUUUGGGGAAAAUUCGGACAACGACAAAACCAACAACAAACUUGUAUUUUGAGUGAUCCUUCGGAUUUAUUUCUUCUUCUUACAUAUCCUUCUAUAGAAGUAUUACAUAUUAUACCUAUUAAUGAAGAAAAAUUGGUAAUCACCUUUGAAAUGAAAGAGGAAGCCAUUGAAUAUUCAUCCCGAGUAAAUGUUUGUAUUGCAGCCUAUACGACAACCCUGGCCCGCCUUAAAUUAUACAGCUAUCUGGAAAAAUUAGAGGAACGAGUACUGUACUAUGACACUGAUUCUGUCAUAUACGUUAGCAGGGAUGGAGAAUUCGAGCCGCCUACUGGAGAAUUUAUUGGUGACAUGACCAAUGAACUGGAAACUUAUGGCCAGGGGAGUUUUAUAACAGAAUUUGUCAGCGGUGGUCCAAAAAACUAUGCGUAUAAACUUUAUAGUACAAACGAUCAUUUAGAACACAUAGUAUGCAAGGUAAAGGGCAUUUGUCUUAAUUUCCAAUCAUCACAAAAAAUCAAUUUCGAAUCAAUAAAAGAAGCAGUACUAAAUUCUUCAUCAUCGGACAAUGAAGGUAUAAUUAUUAAUUCUAAUAAUAUUCGACGUACACAGGGUCACCAAGUUGUGACUGUAGCGGAGACCAAAACGUAUAAGCCCAAAGCAGAAAAAAGACGUUUUCUUAGCAAUCACAGUUCAUUGCCAUAUGGAUUUAAAAGAGGAUGCAAAGAAUAAUUUUAUAAUUAAAUUAUGUUUUAUCUUCUUCUUCAGACUUUGAAAAUAAAAAAAAAAUAAAACUAAAAAAUAAAUAAAAAUAAAAAAAAAUGAACCAGAAU
This is a messenger RNA of Episyrphus balteatus (marmalade hoverfly), 6822 nucleotides long. RefSeq lists its product as uncharacterized. The transcript has 3 exons. The record is from RefSeq and is a predicted model, not a curated record. Lineage: Eukaryota; Metazoa; Arthropoda; Insecta; Diptera; Syrphidae. Gene Ontology annotation, molecular function: DNA-directed DNA polymerase activity; DNA binding; nucleotide binding. The coding region runs from base 2423 to 6721 and encodes 1432 amino acids. Gene Ontology annotation, biological process: DNA replication.